Messenger RNA from Blastocystis hominis, 637 nucleotides. RefSeq lists its product as hypothetical. Gene Ontology annotation, biological process: mRNA splicing, via spliceosome. Gene Ontology annotation, cellular component: spliceosomal complex. The transcript has 3 exons. The record is from RefSeq and is a predicted model, not a curated record. The coding region runs from base 1 to 627 and encodes 208 amino acids. NCBI's taxonomy places the organism in Eukaryota, Bigyra, Opalinata, Blastocystidae. Gene Ontology annotation, molecular function: pre-mRNA 3'-splice site binding.
AUGCGCAUCCGCGAAGACACCGCGCACUAUCUUCUCCACCUGGACGACGACGCCGCGUACUACGGUCCCUUUCCCUUCUUCUCUUUCUCACUCCCAGACCCGCGAACGCGCAGCAUGCGCGGCGGCCAGGCCGAGUUCGCGCAGAAGCGCUCGGACUACGCGGGAGAGAGCUUCGUUCGCGCGUCGAGCGAGGUGCAGGACUUCCGCCGGACGCAGCAGUUCGCGUGGGAGGCGAGCCAGAAGGGCAGCAGCGUGCACGUGGAGGCGCAGCCGACGGCGACGGCGCUGCUGCAGAGGCAGGUGGAGGAGCGGAAGCGCGAGCUGGAGGAAAUGCGGCGGAAGAAGCUGGAGAUGCGCUAUGGGAUCAACGCCGAGAUGAUGAAGAAGAGCGAGAAAAACCAGCCGGAAGUGAGGGAUGAUGAGAAUUAUGUGGAGUACGAUCGACAGGGGAAGGUGGUGAGGGGGCUGCCGCAGGCAAUUCCGAAGUCGAAGUACGAGGAAGAUUUGUUCCCGGGGAACCACUCCAGUGUGUGGGGGUCGUGGUACAAUCGGGAGGAGGAGAAGUGGGGCUAUGCGUGCUGUCAUCAGUGCGUGAAGAAUGCGUAUUGUCUGGCCGAUCAGGCAUAGUUGGCUUGAU